Laetiporus sulphureus 93-53 is the source of this 700-nucleotide messenger RNA. RefSeq lists its product as uncharacterized. NCBI's taxonomy places the organism in Eukaryota, Fungi, Basidiomycota, Agaricomycetes, Polyporales, Laetiporaceae. The record is from RefSeq and is a predicted model, not a curated record. Bases 169 to 642 code for a protein of 157 amino acids. The transcript has 3 exons.
UUAUACCAGUUCGAAUGAAGACAUUGUAUUUGCCCUGCUUGCGAAUUGUACAUAUGAAGAAUGUGAUCAUCGAUCCAGCACGAUCGGCUCAUCCUCCCGUCUAGUCGUCGAGGUCAGCGGGCGGGCCUCGUAGCUUCUUUUUUUAAAUUCAUUCCAGCUCAUCCAGGAAUGGCCUGCGGCAGGCUGCAUGAUCAAGAUGGCAUGCGGGGAUGUUCAGUCCAGACUUGCGGUCGAUCACUGGCUCAAACGUGUUGUCCCGCAUGGAUGGAUCACGAACCGGGGAUCGUUUGCCGCGUGACCCGGGCCGAUCGUCGGCCAGUGUAUCGAAGCCGAAGCGACUCCGGGGCAAGCUUUAAUGUCAAGGCAACAAAAGCGACUAGAGUGUGCGAGUCUGGCGGCCUACCUGUGGUCGUCGUAAUUCGAACGGGCGAAGAUGCUGUCGAAUUCAUUUGUCGCACGGCGAUACCUGUCCAGUGUCAGUCGACAUAUCUUACGAUAUUGGUGGAAGCAGAGCUUACUGAAGUGCUCGAGAACUUAUCGCAAUGUCGUCGCUGGAAAUACUUCAGCAUGUCCAGGCACAGCUGUUCUUUGGGGGGGACGUCGGAACCGCAAAUGAUGUGGCAGCGGCGACGGCGAGAGUGACGGCGAUAGCAACAGACGAGCGUAUCACGAUUAUACAAGCUAUUGUUAGGUCGUGAGC